Molecule: messenger RNA, 1591 nt
Organism: Austrofundulus limnaeus
Lineage: Eukaryota; Metazoa; Chordata; Actinopteri; Cyprinodontiformes; Rivulidae
Product: putative gonadotropin-releasing hormone II receptor
Exons: 4
Coding region: 232-1434 (400 amino acids)
Biological process (GO): G protein-coupled receptor signaling pathway; cellular response to hormone stimulus
Cellular component (GO): plasma membrane
Molecular function (GO): G protein-coupled receptor activity; peptide binding; protein-hormone receptor activity
Source: RefSeq, a predicted model, not a curated record
GGACGCAUCUGGUGGGACUGUGAGACUCAGAAAACACGCAGCCAGAGCCGCAUCUGGGACCGCAGUCCUUUUAUAAUUUCAUUUAAUCUGAUCUUUUCUCUGGAUUAAGCUGCUCUCUGUCACCUUUGGUGAAUGCAUCAUUUUCAUCAACUGUUCUGCUGCGUCUCCUCGAGGCAACCCGAGCCUGCCUGCAGCUGAGCAGCAUGUCGACUCCUCGCUGAGGGUCAGAAGAUGAACACCUCCUCCUGCUGUGACCCUCCACUCAUCAUGUAUCAGCAGAGCUCGGGAUCUGACCUCAACGYCAGCUGUGACCCAUUGACCCCUCACUGUAACUGGGGCUCAGUGGACAGGGGUCCUCAGCUGCCCACCUUCUCCACGGCAGCCAAAGUCCGAGUGAUUGUCACCUUCAYCCUGUGCGGAGUCUCCACCCUCUGCAACCUGGCUGUGCUUUGGGCCACCAAAAGCCACAAGCGAAAGUCCCACGUCCGGGUGCUGAUAGUCAACCUGACCGCGGCAGACCUGCUGGUGACGUUCAUCGUGAUGCCGGUGGACGCCACGUGGAACAUCACGGUCCAGUGGCUGGCCGGAGACCUGGCCUGCAGGUUCCUGAUGUUCCUCAAGCUGCUGGCCAUGUACUCCUGCGCCUUUGUGACAGUGGUGAUAAGUCUGGACCGACAGUCGGCCAUCCUCAACCCUCUGACCAUCAGCAUGGCCCCGAAAAGGAACAGGAUUAUGCUGGCGGUGGCGUGGAUUAUGAGCGCCUUGCUCUCAGUCCCACAGAUGUUCAUUUUCCACAACGUCACCAUUACUUAUCCAGCAAACUUCACUCAGUGCACCACCCGGGGAAGCUUCGACUCUCACUGGAAGGAAACGGCCUACAACAUGUUCACAUUCUGCUGCCUCUUCCUGCUGCCGCUGGCCAUCAUGAUCAUCUGCUACACCAGGAUCUUCAUCCAGAUCUCCAAGCACAUGACAAAAAAGAGCUUGUCCUCAAACGAACCACAUCUCCGAUGCUCCAAGAACAACAUCCCAAAAGCUCGAAUGAAAACUCUGAAAAUGAGCAUGGUCAUAGUGAUCUCCUUCAUCGUGUGCUGGACUCCGUACUACCUGUUGGGUCUGUGGUACUGGUUCUUCCCUGACGACUUGGAAGGAAAAGUCUCCCACUCCCUCACCCACAUCCUGUUCAUCUUUGGGCUUUUCAACACCUGCCUGGAUCCAGUUAUCUACGGCCUCUUCACCAUCCCUUUCCAACGAGGGCUGAGGAGGUGCUACCUCAAAGCCACCGUAACGUCUGGCAGGGACACCAACGCAGAGACAGCUGAGUCCCUGAGGUGCGCUUCUGCUGCUUUACCCUCUGAGGGAGGGAUGGCUGUGUGUGGAAGGGACAAAAGCUGUGGACAGGCUGAGCUAAAACCCACUGACAGCAGCAUUUAACUGUUCAAUCACUGAAGAGGGCAGAAGUUCUUUCAGCACAGAAAACAAAUUAUAAUCUGGAGGGAUAGCAAGAAAGAUUAUAGAUUUAACACUGUUCAAAGACCUCCUUCAGUAAUACUUUCACAGCACUUCUUUCUGGGCAUUCUUCUUUUACAAA